CUUCUGUCAUCUGUCUACCUUCCAACUGAUUUGGUUCUUGGCUGCCAUGAUGUUAUGCAGGGCACAAGCUGUUACUGCUCCAGGCAUAAACUCACUUGGUGAUGCUUCUAUCCUAUUUGGCACUUUCCAUCUUCAACCUCACUUCACCUAAUUUCCAGCCUACAGGGAUUCUUCAUGUAAUUUCUGGUCACUGGGAGUUUGCUUUCUUAUUUUUCUACUCUGCUACUCUUAAAGACUGAACAAAUAUUUGAACUUAUAUUUCUCUAGCAACAUCAGGAAGUGGAGACCCAAGAUGUAAGAGAGUUGCUGAACACACCUGCUUCUUUAAGAUGCUCUCUGCAAAAUCCCCAGGAAGUUCUGAUUGUGACAUGGCAAAAAAUCAAGGCUGUAAGCCCAGAAAACAUGAUCACCUUUAGCCAGAACCAUGGGGUUGUGGUCCAGCCUGCCUAUAAGGACAAGAUAAACAUCACCCAGCUGGGACUCAUGAGCUCAACCAUUACCUUCUGGAAUACCACCUUGGAAGAUGAAGGGUGUUACAAGUGCCUCUUCAAUACCUUUGGUUCUGGGAAGAUCUCAGGAAUAGCCUGCCUCACUCUCUUUGUACAGCCCACAGUAUUCCUUCACUAUAAAUUAUCUGAAGACCACCUAAAUAUCACUUGCUCUGCCAAUGCUCGCCCAGCCCCUAUGAUCUCCUGGAAGGUCUCUGGCUCAGAGAUUGAGAACAGUACUGAGAUUCUCUCACACCCCAACGGGACAACGUCUGUCACCAGCAUCCUCCAGAUCAAAGACCCCAAGAGUCAGGUGGGGAAGGAUGUGAUCUGCCAGGUACUGCACCUGGGGACUGUGACCGACUACAGGGAAACUGUGAACAAAGGCUUUUGGUUUUCAGUUCCACUACUGUUAAGUAUUGUUUCCUUGGUAAUUCUUCUGGUCUUAAUUUCAAUCCUACUAUACUGGAAACAUCGUCGGAACCAAGACCGAGAGUCAUAGAGGAGUCACACAGAACCCUGAAAGUUAUUCCCUGGUCUACUUGAAUCUGACUCAGGAGGCAAGCAGGAGAAAGAGGGUCAUUCUCCAAGGAACCUAAAAGAGCAAAAGAAGUUGGAGUCAAAGGCCUAAGAAUUUCAAGAUUUUCUACUGCCAUCUAGGCUACCCAAUGCUUCUGUGAGUUCCAAGAGGAAGUCAUUUUACCUCUCAGGUCUGUUGUAGGACUUGAUUUUGUAAAACAAUGCAGUGUUGUGCUGUUGAAAGGGUACUGGACUUAGAAUCAGGAGCCACUGCUCAGAGGCUGACUUGGACUCCGACUGGUGGCAACUCUAUGUUAAUCACUAUCUCAAUGAGCUUCCACGUUUGCAUACAGAAAAUUAAGGAUUUGGACCAAAUAAUUUGCCAUUCUGCUCUAAAACUGGUUGUAAUUCCAGGAAAAAAAAAAGGAAUAAACAAAGAGAAAAGAAAUGAAAAAGAGA
Molecule: messenger RNA, 1466 nt
Organism: Balaenoptera musculus (blue whale)
Lineage: Eukaryota; Metazoa; Chordata; Mammalia; Artiodactyla; Balaenopteridae
Product: OX-2 membrane glycoprotein-like
Exons: 6
Coding region: 403-990 (195 amino acids)
Biological process (GO): regulation of immune response; negative regulation of macrophage activation
Molecular function (GO): cell-cell adhesion mediator activity
Source: RefSeq, a predicted model, not a curated record